AAAAAUUCAUAUUGUGCUGUCUCACUUUGAUGGUAAUCUCGUGCGGUAACCAUUUCCAAUAAUUAACCAAAACAAUCGCUGGGAUUUUUUUAAAUAUGGGUGGGAGCUUAAAUGUAUUUUGCUAGAGAAUUUCACGUUUUUUGUCUUAUUUCUCAACUUAUUAAUAUUAUUAUCAUCAUCUAAUAUUAUUUAGUAAGUUUAAAAAAAAUCAUAAAUGGCGAAUUCAACAGUGCAAUAUGUUUUGCUUAGAAGUGACUUACUCAAAGAGUUAGGGUGGUCAAUAGGCGCUCUGGUGGCUCAAGCAUGUCAUGCAUCUACGGCAGUGCUACAUUUAUUCAAGGACGAUGAAUACACAAAAAUGUAUUUGCAAGAUUUGGAUAAUAUGCACAAGGUGGUUUUAGAGGUACCGAAUGAAGAAACCUUGAAGAAGGUUGCUGUCAAGUUAACAGAGAACUCUAUAGAUCACAAGCUAUGGAUUGAACAGCCUGAAAACAUACCUACGUGUUUAGCAAUCAAACCCUAUCCUAAAGAUGAAGUAAAAAUAGUUUCAUUUCCUAAUAUUAAAUUCAUCAUCAAAACUUAUUUAGAUUUUGAGGUUCGUUUUCUGUAUAGUAUAACUCUACAGGUUUAUGUAAAAACUUGCUACUCUAAAAGAAUUACUAAGUUUGAAAAGUUCAAUUGUCAACAUUUUAUAACAAGGAAACUGAACAUCCUUGAUGACUCAUUGGUUAGCACAAUUUUACUGUUGGUUCUAGUCUGGUUGUUUUGGGUUAUAAUAUUUGAAUUUGAAUAAUCUUUUAUUUCUAACUAAAGUUCAUGUUUUGUUAGUGGCAAUUUCUUGUUCUAUGGUAGUAACAAUGAAUUUUAAUUAAUUAUUUAAUAUUAUACAUGGCGACUCUGGAACACAUGUGACACUCAUUCCAGUGCCUUACUAUCAGGCAUUCUAUUCGCUCCAAAAUGGUGUUGGUGGUGGAGACCGUUGGUGCUGUAUCUCACGCGCUGCAUCACCGAGCUCCAUUUGCUCAGGAUAGUCUGGAAACUAUCAACACGCGUCUCGGCAAACAUAGCACUGCAGAAUCGGUAAUACCCCGUAGUUAAUUUUGUUGCUCUGCUACUCAUAGUGUAGGGAAUUCCCUAAUUUUUAAUCAGGUAAUUUGUUUGACAUACAAUUGUCUGUUCUUUACAUAUGUAUAGUAAGUUAUAUCCAAGUGUUAGUUCUAGUUAGUUACGCAGAAGUAUUCAUCUGGAACAUAAUAAUUUUCCACUGUGGUUUGUGAUAAAUAUAAUUAAUAUUCAACAAUGCUUUUUCCUGUAAUUCUUGAGAUUAUUACUUUCUGUAAUUACAUUAAGAUUACAUAGUUAAUUGUUUCCUGUAGCAGCUUGUAACUUCAUAGUGAGUUUUUCUUGUAUAAAGACAUGUUUGUUGCUCCACAUACUUGUAGAGCAUAUUGUAUUUAUAGCUGUCCAGAAAAGCGGCUUAUCACAAAAACAAACAAUUUUGGUUUAAAAAACGCAUAUUAUUAUCUGGCGCGCUAAGCCGACGAAUCUCAAGUAGGUACAGGCUUAAUGUUGUCAUGUGAUUUUUUUUACUGAAGGAAAGACUUGACACUCAGAAAACGUAUAGGUAACUUAAACUGUAUAAUUAAUAAGUCUUGAGAAGUAGCGAUGUAGGAUCUUAGGCUGCUAACAGAUGGACUGCACGUCUGCAGUUAAUGCGUGUUGUUGAAACUUCGACUUCGGGUAGUAGACUUCAGAUGCCUUUAGUCAAGACUUCAACUGCAUGCAGCAGAAGUGAACGAUUAGAGGUGGCUGCUUUUUAAAAUAAACACAUAAGCACGCUUUUUAUUGUAAGCGUAAGCGUUGGUCAGUUCUAUACUCAACAAUUUCAUUUUUUACAACGACGUGCCUAAGGUUCAAGUCCCGCCGUUUAUGUUUCCUAAACAGGUUACUUAAUUCGU
Hyposmocoma kahamanoa is the source of this 1958-nucleotide messenger RNA. RefSeq names its product putative peptidyl-tRNA hydrolase PTRHD1. Gene Ontology annotation, molecular function: peptidyl-tRNA hydrolase activity. The record is from RefSeq and is a predicted model, not a curated record. Bases 215 to 793 code for a protein of 192 amino acids. NCBI's taxonomy places the organism in Eukaryota, Metazoa, Arthropoda, Insecta, Lepidoptera, Cosmopterigidae. The transcript is spliced from 3 exons.